Messenger RNA from Lachancea nothofagi CBS 11611, 1224 nucleotides. The record is from the annotation of a GenBank genome assembly. Lineage: Eukaryota; Fungi; Ascomycota; Saccharomycetes; Saccharomycetales; Saccharomycetaceae.
AUGUCGGCUCUCAAAGACUUCAGUUAUAAAGAAGAUGAAGACGGCGACAUUCCGGCACUUGUGCGAGGUAACGAACAAAAUUUGAACGAUAUUUUAAGAUCUACUACAUGCGAUGGAGGAAACGCUAUCGUCAGUAACAAGAAAAUUGAGCAAGCGAACAAGCAAUUGGAAAUUGACACCAGCAAUCGCGCGGUUCGAAUCCCAGUCACUAUCAUAACAGGCUACUUAGGAUCAGGUAAGUCGACCUUACUUGAAAAGAUCGCCAUAAAAGGCUCUGACAAAAAGAUAGCUGUCAUACUAAAUGAGUUUGGUGACUCUAGUGAAAUUGAAAAAUCCAUGACCAUUAGGGAUGGCGAAAAUUCUUACGAAGAAUGGCUAGACUUAGGAAAUGGGUGCUUGUGCUGCAGCCUCCAAGAUGUCGGAGUGAAAGCUAUCGAGAGUCUGAUUUCUCGGUGUCCUGGCAAAAUUGAUUACAUCUUGCUCGAGACUUCAGGGAUUGCAGAUCCAAGACCUAUUGCCAAAAUGUUUUGGCAAGAUGAUGGUCUUUACAGUAACGUCUAUUUGGAUGCUAUUAUAACAGUUUUGGAUGCAGAAAACGUCUUGACGUGUCUAGACGAUGUAUCGCCUGCGACUCACUGGCAUGGCGAAGAAGUCAUGGUGGAAGAAAACAUUACAAUAUCGCAUUUACAAAUUGCCAUGGCCGAUUCCGUGAUUUUGAAUAAAAUGGACAAAAUAAGUAGUGAAGGACUAGCAGAGAAAAUCGAGAACAAGAUUCGUCAAAUAAACUCAAUAGCGCCAAUUCAUCAUGCUAGCUACGGGGAAGUUCCACUGAGCGAAUUAAUGAACUUGCACGCAUUCGAAUCGUUCAAAUUUGAGCAAGGUCCGUCAGGAGUCAUACAUGAUCCGCGAAUAUGUACUGUGACCAUCAGUUUUCGACCUCUAAAGAAUGAGAGCGAGUUUGAAAGAUUCCGUGACGGGUUUCUACGAGUGGUACACUGGAAAGACUUUGGUCAUGAAUUAGAAGGUGAUUGGGAGAUUCAUAGGACUAAAGGGAUGAUCUUAGUCGGCGACUCAUGCAAAAUUAUCCAAGGCGUCCGCGAAACAUUUGACAUUUUGCCAGGGAAUUGUUUGGAAGAAGCGCAUGAGUGCAAAAUGGUCUUCAUCGGCAAAGGAAUAUCGGAGCCUGUCUUGUUACAAAUCCUAGAAAAAGUUGUAGAUAUAUAG